Messenger RNA from Prionailurus viverrinus (fishing cat), 7801 nucleotides. It is a transcript of the gene DOCK3, whose product is annotated as dedicator of cytokinesis 3. Gene Ontology annotation, molecular function: small GTPase binding; GTPase activator activity; guanyl-nucleotide exchange factor activity. The transcript has 53 exons. Gene Ontology annotation, cellular component: cytoplasm; plasma membrane. Bases 150 to 6224 code for a protein of 2024 amino acids. Gene Ontology annotation, biological process: small GTPase-mediated signal transduction. The record is from RefSeq and is a predicted model, not a curated record. Lineage: Eukaryota; Metazoa; Chordata; Mammalia; Carnivora; Felidae.
AUGAAAUUGCAAGGCAUGUUCAAGGAAUGUUAGAUACUCCAAACUGGCAAGGGCAUAGUACAGAAAAAUGAUGGAUGCCAAAGCAGGAAAGGGAAUCUGCCAUUUAACAGAGGAGUGUAUCUACCAUUGCCACACAGCAUAAUUAUAAAAUGGAGUUUAUUGGAGAAACAGGUAUCUUUCCUGUAAAUUAUAUUCACUUGAAAAAGGCAAUUGUCAGUAAUAGGGGGCAGUAUGAAACUGUGGUUCCACUUGAAGAUUCUAUUGUGACUGAGGUUACAGCAACUCUACAAGAAUGGUCCAGUCUGUGGAAACAACUCUAUGUGAAACACAAAGUAGAUCUUUUCUACAAGCUACGCCAUGUGAUGAACGAACUUAUUGACCUUCGAAGGCAGCUACUGUCUGGUCACCUCACUCAGGAUCAGGUGCGGGAGGUUAAGCGGCAUAUCACCGUGCGCCUGGACUGGGGUAAUGAGCAUUUGGGCCUGGACUUGGUGCCUCGAAAGGACUUUGAAGUAGUGGAUUCAGACCAGAUUAGUGUCUCAGAUCUCUAUAAAAUGCACUUAUCUAGCCGGCAGAGUGUACAGCAAAGCACAUCCCAGGUAGAUACGAUGCGCCCACGUCAUGGAGAAACCUGUCGGAUGCCAGUGCCACAUCACUUCUUCCUCAGUCUGAAGAGUUUCACCUACAAUACCAUUGGAGAAGAUACUGAUGUCUUCUUUUCCUUAUAUGAUAUGAGAGAAGGCAAGCAGAUCAGUGAGCGGUUUCUGGUGAGACUGAACAAGAAUGGUGGGCCAAGGAACCCAGAGAAGAUAGAACGAAUGUGUGCCCUUUUUACAGAUCUGAGCAGCAAAGAUAUGAAGAGAGAUUUAUAUAUAGUUGCGCAUGUGAUACGAAUAGGCCGGAUGCUCCUGAAUGACUCAAAGAAAGGCCCUGCUCACCUGCACUACCGGCGACCAUAUGGCUGUGCAGUCCUAAGCAUCCUGGAUGUUCUACAGUCGCUCACAGAAUUAAAGGAAGAAAAGGACUUUGUUCUUAAGGUUUACACGUGCAACAACGAGAGUGAGUGGUCCCAGAUCCACGAGAAUAUCAUCCGCAAGUCCAGCGCCAAGUAUUCUGCUCCCAGCGCCAGCCAUGGUCUUAUCAUCUCUCUGCAGCUUCUCCGUGGAGAUAUGGAACAGAUUAGGAGGGAAAACCCCAUGAUAUUUAAUAGGGGAUUGGCAAUUACAAGAAAAUUGGGAUUUCCUGAUGUCAUCAUGCCAGGUGAUAUCCGCAAUGACCUGUACCUAACCUUGGAGAAGGGGGAUUUUGAGAGAGGGGGAAAGAGUGUACAAAAGAAUAUUGAAGUGACCAUGUAUGUGCUUUACGCAGAUGGAGAAAUACUGAAGGAUUGUAUAAGCUUGGGUUCAGGAGAGCCGAACAGGAGUUCCUACCACUCCUUUGUCCUCUACCACAGUAAUAGUCCUCGCUGGGGAGAAAUUAUCAAAUUGCCCAUCCCCAUUGACCGGUUCCGGGGCUCCCACCUGCGCUUCGAGUUCAGACAUUGUUCCACAAAGGACAAAGGGGAAAAGAAACUCUUUGGCUUUGCAUUCUCACCCCUGAUGCGGGAUGAUGGCACCACUCUCUCAGAUGACAUCCAUGAGCUCUAUGUGUACAAGUGCGAUGAGAAUAGCACGUUUAACAACCAUGCUCUGUACCUGGGCUUGCCCUGCUGCAAAGAGGACUACAAUGGCUGCCCUAACAUCCCCUCCAGCCUCAUCUUCCAGCGCAGCACCAAAGAGUCUUUCUUCAUUUCCACACAGCUCUCCUCCACCAAACUCACCCAGAAUGUGGACCUCCUUGCUCUGCUGAAAUGGAAGGCUUUUCCAGACCGGAUCAUGGACAUACUAGGGCGGCUGCGGCAUGUCAGUGGAGAAGAAAUUGUUAAGUUUCUGCAGGACAUCUUAGAUACACUCUUUGUGAUUUUGGAUGAUAAUACAGAGAAAUAUGGCCUGUUGGUGUUUCAGUCUUUGGUAUUCAUCAUCAACUUGCUCAGAGACAUCAAGUAUUUCCACUUCCGGCCUGUAAUGGACACAUACAUCCAGAAGCACUUUGCUGGAGCCCUGGCGUACAAGGAGCUCAUUCGCUGUUUGAAGUGGUACAUGGACUGCUCAGCAGAACUGAUUCGACAGGACCACAUUCAGGAAGCCAUGAGGGCCUUGGAGUACCUUUUCAAGUUCAUCGUGCAGUCCAGGAUCCUGUACUCCCGAGCCACCUGUGGGAUGGAAGAGGAGCAAUUCCGGUCCAGCAUCCAAGAACUUUUCCAGUCCAUCCGGUUUGUGCUCAGUCUGGACAGCAGAAACUCAGAAACACUCCUUUUCACUCAGGCUGCACUCCUCAAUUCUUUCCCAACCAUCUUUGAUGAGCUGCUGCAAAUGUUCACCGUGCAGGAGGUGGCAGAGUUUGUAAGAGGGACUCUGGGGAGCAUGCCCAGCACUGUGCACAUUGGGCAGUCAAUGGAUGUGGUGAAGCUGCAGUCCAUUGCCAGGACCGUGGAUAGCCGCCUGUUUUCUUUCUCAGAAUCCCGCCGCAUCCUGCUUCCUGUGGUUCUCCAUCACAUUCACCUUCACCUGAGGCAGCAGAAGGAGCUGCUGAUCUGCUCAGGGAUUCUUGGCAGCAUCUUCUCCAUCGUCAAGACCAGCUCUCUGGAGGCAGAUGUCAUGGAGGAGGUAGAAAUGAUGGUGGAGAGCCUCCUGGACGUGCUCUUGCAGACUCUGCUCACCAUCAUGAGCAAAUCGCACGCUCAGGAGGCGGGUGAGUAUGUGUCCUGCCUUCUCUCGCUGCUCCGCCAGAUGUGUGACACCCAUUACCAGCACCUCCUGGACAACUUCCAGAGCAAAGAUGAACUCAAGGAAUUCCUGCUGAAGAUUUUCUGUGUGUUCCGGAACCUGAUGAAGAUGAGUGUCUUCCCUCGGGACUGGAUGGUGAUGAGACUUCUCACAAGCAAUAUUAUAGUCACUACUGUCCAGUACCUGUCUUCUGCACUGCACAAGAAUUUUACAGAGACAGACUUCGACUUUAAGGUGUGGAAUUCUUAUUUUAGCCUGGCAGUUCUGUUCAUAAAUCAGCCAAGCCUUCAGCUAGAAAUCAUCACUUCAGCCAAGAGGAAGAAGAUUAUAGAUAAGUAUGGGGACAUGCGUGUGAUGAUGGCUUAUGAACUGUUCAGCAUGUGGCAGAAUUUGGGUGAACAUAAGAUCCACUUUAUUCCGGGAAUGAUUGGUCCUUUUCUGGGUGUGACACUGGUCCCACAGCCAGAAGUACGGAACAUCAUGAUUCCCAUCUUUCAUGACAUGAUGGACUGGGAGCAGAGGAAAAAUGGCAACUUUAAACAGGUGGAGGCUGAGCUGAUUGACAAGCUGGACAGCAUGGUGUCAGAAGGGAAAGGCGACGAGAGUUACAGAGAGCUCUUCGGCCUGCUCCUACUGGAGAAGGUUGAACAGGAAACAUGGCGUGAAACUGGCAUUUCCUUUGUGACCUCAGUCACCCGGCUCAUGGAACGCCUUCUUGACUACAGGGACUGCAUGAAAGGAGAGGAAACAGAGAAUAAGAAGAUUGGCUGCACUGUUAACCUGAUGAACUUUUACAAAUCUGAGAUUAACAAAGAAGAGAUGUAUAUCCGCUAUAUCCAUAAGCUUUGUGACAUGCAUUUGCAGGCUGAAAACUACACAGAGGCCGCAUUCACUCUGCUCCUCUACUGUGAGCUGCUGCAGUGGGAAGAACGGCCACUUCGGGAAUUCCUCCACUACCCAUCCCAGACAGAGUGGCAGCGGAAAGAGGGACUGUGCCGCAAGAUCAUCCACUACUUCAACAAAGGCAAGAGCUGGGAGUUUGGAAUCCCACUGUGCAGGGAGCUGGCAUGUCAAUACGAGAGCCUCUACGAUUAUCAGAGCCUCAGCUGGAUUCGGAAAAUGGAGGCCAGCUACUAUGACAACAUCAUGGAGCAGCAACGCCUGGAGCCUGAGUUCUUUCGAGUCGGCUUCUAUGGCAGGAAGUUUCCUUUCUUCCUUCGGAACAAAGAAUACGUGUGCCGGGGCCAUGACUACGAGAGGCUGGAGGCCUUCCAGCAGAGGAUGCUCAGCGAGUUCCCACAGGCGGUCGCCAUGCAGCACCCCAACCACCCUGACGAUGCCAUCCUGCAGUGUGAUGCCCAGUACUUGCAGAUCUAUGCGGUGACGCCCAUUCCAGAUUAUGUGGAUGUCCUGCAAAUGGAUAGGGUCCCAGAUCGCGUCAAGAGCUUCUACCGUGUCAACAAUGUGAGGAAGUUCCGGUACGACAGGCCUUUUCACAAAGGCCCCAAGGACAAGGAGAAUGAAUUCAAGAGCCUGUGGAUCGAGCGUACCACACUGACCCUCACCCACAGCUUGCCUGGCAUCUCUCGGUGGUUCGAAGUGGAGAGGAGGGAACUGGUGGAGGUGAGCCCUCUGGAGAAUGCCAUCCAAGUGGUUGAGAACAAGAACCAGGAACUACGGGCCCUGAUUAGCCAGUAUCAACACAGACAGGCACAUGGCAACAUCAAUCUGCUCAGCAUGUGCCUGAAUGGCGUCAUCGAUGCCGCUGUCAAUGGAGGUGUCGCAAGAUACCAAGAGGAGGUCCAAGCAGGCCAGGCUGGAGAUGGUGUGUAUACCUGUGAGGAGUCAGGACCUUCCUUUCAAAUGGCCUUCUUUGACAAAGAUUAUAUUGCCAAGCACCCAGGAGAUACAGAGAAGAUCACCCAGCUCAAGGAGCUCAUGCAGGAGCAGGUCCAUGUCCUUGGAGUUGGGCUCGCAGUUCAUGAGAAGUUUGUGCACCCAGAGAUGCGCCCUCUGCAUAAGAAGCUAAUUGAUCAGUUCCAGAUGAUGCGGGCCAGCCUCUACCAUGAGUUUCCGGGUUUGGACAAGCUAAGUCCUGCAUGUUCAGGCACCAGCACCCCACGGGGAAAUGUCCUAGCAUCCCAUAGUCCCAUGAGCCCUGAGAGCAUCAAGAUGACCCACCGGCACAGCCCCAUGAACUUGAUGGGCACAGGUCGCCAUUCGUCAUCCUCUCUCUCCUCACAUGCAUCUAGCGAAGCAGGAAACGUGGUGGUUCUGGGUGACAGCUCCAUGGGCGAGGCUCCCGAGGAUCUAUACCAUCAUAUGCAGCUCGCGUAUCCCAACCCCAGGUACCAGGGCUCAAUCACCAACGUCUCUGUUCUGUCCUCGUCCCAGGCAAGCCCUUCUUCCUCCAGCCUGAGUUCCACUCACUCAGCACCAUCCCAGAUGAUUACCUCUGCCCCUUCCAGUGCCCGAGGCUCUCCCUCUCUGCCAGAUAAGUACCGCCACGCCCGGGAAAUGAUGUUGCUGCUGCCCACACACCGGGACCGCCCAAGCAGUGCCAUGUAUCCAGCAGCCAUCCUGGAGAACGGACAGCUGCCAAAUUUCCAGCGGGCCCUGUUCCAGCAAGUGGUCGGAUCCUGCAAACCCUGCAGUGAUCCCAAUCUGUCUGUGGCUGAAAAAGCAGUGCCAGCAGCCCCCAGCAGCUGGAGCCUGGAUAGCGGAGCCCGAGAGGCCCAGCCCUUCCUGUCUGCCCACAUGGGGCGCAUCCUGGCCCCCCCAGUGCCUCCCCGAAGCCUGCUGCAUGGUCAUUACUCCCUACACUUUGACGCCUUCCACCACCCCCUGGGUGACACCCCCCCGGCCCUGCCUGCCCGGACUCUGCGCAAGUCUCCUCUCCACCCUAUCCCAGCCUCCCCCACAAGCCCCCAGUCAGGUCUGGACGGCAGCAACUCUACACUGUCUGGCAGUGCCAGCAGCGGCGUGUCCUCCCUGAGCGAGAGUAACUUUGGGCACUCCUCAGAGGUCCCACCUCGAACUGACACCAUGGACUCCAUGCCGAGCCAGGCCUGGAAUGCAGAUGAAGAUCUUGAGCCACCCUACCUCCCUGUCCACUACAGCCUCUCUGAGUCCGCCGUUCUGGACUCCAUCAAGGCCCAGCCAUGCCGAAGCCACUCAGCACCGGGGUGUGUCAUCCCUCAGGACCCCAUGGACCCACCUGCGCUGCCACCCAAGCCCUACCACACCCGCCUGCCAGCCCUGGAGCACGAUGAAGGCGUGCUGCUACGUGAAGAUGCUGACAGGCCUCGGGGCCUGCACCGCAAGGCCUCGCUGCCCCCAGGGAGCGCCAAGGAAGAGCAGGCCCGCAUGGCCUGGGAACACGGCCGAGGGGAACAGUGAGGGGCAAGGAGGCGGCUGGGACGCCGCCCUCUGUGAGCAGCUUGCCCAUCCACUCCAGGUCUGAAAAGCAAGUCCCCUCGCCAGGGAGCCAGAGAGGCCUGGCACUCAGGAGAGAACCACCCCGAGUCUACGUUCUACUGCCGUGAACUUGUGUGUUGCCAUGUACAGAGGCCGCAGCAGCAUGAAGGGUUGUGGCUUCUCUUUUUAUUUCAUUUUCUACGUUUCCAUUCUAUGGGUUUUCCUUUCUUUCCUUUGUGCAGUAGAUGCUUUCUUCCUCCUGCAGUUCCAGACCACGUGGAGCUAUAUGGAGAUAUUGCACAGAGAGAAUUGCUUUGCAGCUUUGCAGGGCCCAGGGGUAGGAGCUCCAGGCCCUCCCUCCAGGGCAGAGAUGCACAGAAGAAUGGAAAUUGCACUAGGGACUUCUUCUGUUGCUGUGUGGACAGAAGAACUCAUGGUUGUAUUCAGGGAUCGCAAGGACCACGUGGACUACAUGUCACAGGUGGACAAGGGAGCUACAAGCCGUUUUGCACAAAUGCCUACCCACCUGCCCACUCUUCCAUCCAGGAGUGCGAGACUGAGGGGCUGCUUGAGCCAACCUGCCAGCUCAGGCAUGUGACCUGGCCUAACUGCAUGCCCAGGGCACACUGCCAAGCUUCCAUGGGCCAGCCCUGUCUCUCACUCUACCUUGGAUUUUUCCAUCGCUUUUAUUUGACCAUUUGCUCCCUUACAUUCUCCAUACACCUCAUGCCCUGCAGGAGCCCCCUUGAUGAAUGGAUCUGCAAAGGUUAUCUCCCACCCUCUGCCCCCUGGCGCUUGUGUGGGGGUGUGGAGCCAGAGGCCCUAGCAACCUUCUUCCCCAUGGCCCAGGAGGCCAAGUGUUGAGAGACAAGCUGGUAUAGAGCGAGGCUGGGGUGUGGCAGGGGCCAGAAAUCCUCUUUCAGAAGUGGCCAGAAUGCCUGUCAUCCAGUUCCUGAAUCAGGGAUUUUCAGCACUACCUCUGAGCAGUGGGGCUGGCUGCCCAGCCAGGCUUCCAGCCCUGAGGACUCGUGGUAAGGUUCAGCAAGCUUCUAGGUAAAGAGGGUGGGAGGAAGCCCCUCCUUUGGAAGCAGAGAGCCACACAGGUUGAAUUAUCCUCUCUCAAGUGGCCAACUGUAGCUCACCGCCCCCCCCCCUCCCUCCAAGCCCACGGGGACCACCACUCAGGGUUCAGGGUGGGCAGGAGGGCAGUUUCUCCAGCCUUCCCAGUCUUUUGGGCAGAGCGCAACGGUAUCUUUAUAGGAAACUUUUUCAGGUCAGGGCACGGAUUUUUCUCUUGGUUUAUUAUUUGGGGGGGGGGGGGAUAAGGUGGGGUGGUAAUAGUAUUUUACCAGGGUGCUUCUAAGUUACUUAAAAAAAAAAGUCUACAAAAAUUUUUUUUUCAUUUGCAUAAGUUCACAACUUUGAUGGUCACAAGGCUGCCUUCUCCUUAUUGAGCAGAUGUGUUCUCCCCUAGUUCCUCUUCUGGCCAGGCCCUGGGCCCUAGACGUCCAUCCUUUCCCCCACAGCCCACCUUUCCAAACAGACAAGGCCAGCCAAGG